AUGGCUGUGACUAAUCUUACAUAUUUAAUACUAGAUGGACAUAUGGAUUUACAGAACUAUCGAUGUGUUUAUUUUUUAAUCACUCUCACAGUGUACGUAUCUAUUAUUGUGUUUAAUACCUCUGUCAUUUUUACCAUAUUCAUGAACAAACAUCUUCAUGAGCCCAUGUACAUUUUCAUUGCUGCUUUGCUGUGUAACGCUCUCUUUGGAGCGACUGCUCUUUAUCCUAAACUGCUCAUUGAUUUAUUGUCUGAAAAACAAAUAAUCACUUUUGGAGCCUGUUUAUUUCAGGCAUUUUGUAUGUACACAUAUGCUACAUCAGAGUUUCUGCUGUUAUCAGUUAUGGCCUAUGACAGAUACGUGUCCAUCUGUAAUCCAUUACAAUACGCAACAAUUGUAAAAAUGUCAACGGUCAGGAACCUCAUACUGUUCUCAUGGCUUUUGCCUUGUUGUGAAAUUGGUGUUGCAGCUGUACUCACUUGUCAACGUCAGUUGUGUAAAUUUAAAUUGAACAGAAUAUAUUGUGAUGGUUACUCCAUUGUUAAAUUAAGUUGCAGAGAAACAUCUGUGAACUACGUAUAUGGACUAUUUAUUUUCAGCAUUGCUGUAAUUCCUCCUGUGAUCUUCAUCGUCUACUCAUAUAUCAGAAUUCUCACCGUGUGUUUAAAGAAUUCUAAAGAUUUCAGAAGAAAAGCUUUACAGACGUGUUUGCCACAUCUUCUUAUUGUCAUUUUUCUUUCUGUUACCUUUUUUUUUGAAAUUAUAUAUAACAGACUAGAAUCAAAUCAAAUUCCCCACAUCAUUGCCAUGAUCCAAUCAGUUGAAUAUAUACUCAUUCCUCCUUUAUUCAAUCCAAUAAUAUAUGGAUUAAAGUUGCAGGAGAUUUUGAAAAGCAUGAAGAGACUGAUUUCAUGGAAACAGAGGACCUCAAUUUCUUUUUAA
Molecule: messenger RNA, 942 nt
Organism: Neoarius graeffei (lesser salmon catfish)
Lineage: Eukaryota; Metazoa; Chordata; Actinopteri; Siluriformes; Ariidae
Product: olfactory receptor 8G1-like
Exons: 1
Coding region: 1-942 (313 amino acids)
Biological process (GO): G protein-coupled receptor signaling pathway
Cellular component (GO): membrane
Molecular function (GO): olfactory receptor activity; G protein-coupled receptor activity
Source: RefSeq, a predicted model, not a curated record